Periophthalmus magnuspinnatus is the source of this 545-nucleotide messenger RNA. RefSeq names its product cocaine- and amphetamine-regulated transcript 3 (gene cart3). Bases 62 to 427 code for a protein of 121 amino acids. The record is from RefSeq and is a predicted model, not a curated record. The transcript has 3 exons. Gene Ontology annotation, biological process: G protein-coupled receptor signaling pathway; negative regulation of appetite; cellular response to starvation. Lineage: Eukaryota; Metazoa; Chordata; Actinopteri; Gobiiformes; Gobiidae. Gene Ontology annotation, molecular function: neuropeptide hormone activity.
UACUACAAUAACUCCUCUCCUCCUCACUGUACUGCCCAUUCCUGUACUGACCUGUUGCACAAUGCCUCUGAGGCGCUGGCCCCUGUUCACAUGCACGCUUGUGCUCCUGACUCUGCUCGUGCACGUGGGUCUAAGUCUGGACUCGGACCCAGAUCCUGAACCAGAGUCUGGACUCUGGCCCCGGGAUCUGAAAGGAUUCUCCAAGGGCCCCAAACUGACGGCGGAGAAGCAGCUGCUGGGAGAGCUGCAGGAAGUGCUGGAGAAGCUUCAGGCCAAACGUCUGCCACACUGGGAGAAGAAAUACGGACAGGUGCCAACGUGUGACCUGGGUGAGUCGUGCGCUGUGAGGAAAGGAGCGCGCAUCGGCAAACUCUGCGACUGUCCACACGGGGCCCUCUGCAACUUCUUCCUGCUCAAGUGUCUGUAACCACAGCGACCACAAACCUCACAUCUGUUACCGUGGGAACAGAACUACAGCAUUUUAGACCUGGUUUAGACCUGGCUUAGUCCUGGGUUUAGUCCUGGGUUUAAUCUGGACUUUUACA